Molecule: messenger RNA, 5505 nt
Organism: Hirundo rustica (Barn swallow)
Lineage: Eukaryota; Metazoa; Chordata; Aves; Passeriformes; Hirundinidae
Gene: RFX2
Product: regulatory factor X2
Exons: 18
Coding region: 465-2645 (726 amino acids)
Biological process (GO): regulation of transcription by RNA polymerase II
Cellular component (GO): nucleus
Molecular function (GO): DNA-binding transcription factor activity, RNA polymerase II-specific; RNA polymerase II cis-regulatory region sequence-specific DNA binding
Source: RefSeq, a predicted model, not a curated record
AGUGUCCGCUCAGGGUCGGGAGGGGGCACAGCGCAGCCGCUCCCCUGGGUUCGGAGUCGGCAGCGCUCCGUACUGUCCCCGUGCCCCUCUCCGUGCUCUCCCUCUCCCCGUGCUGUCCCCGAACCUCUCUUCCUGCUGUCCCCCUCCCCGUGCUGUCCCCGAACCUCUCCCCGUGCUGUCCCCGACCCCCCCAAGCGCUCCUCCUCCUCCUCUUCGGGGGUGGAGGGAGGUGGUUUCAACUCCAGCUCAUCCCUGGAGUUUGCCAGAGCUGGGAGAUCCCGGCGCUCGCUUCCGUGUCGGUCUUAGAAACGAGGGGAAAUCGCAGCGAGACCUAUUUACAAGCAACUGCCGCCUGUUCUUGACGUGGUUCCUCCUGUUUGUUUUGAAUAAAGUGUGUUGUCAGACAAGAUUCAUCUCCUGUUAGAGUGGGAUUUUGUGGACGUGCCUGUUUCAAGCCAGUGAGCAUGCAGAGUCCCGAGGGUGGAUCAGACUCAGCAGCUUCCGUGGCUCUUCACGCCUCGGCCUCGGCGCAGGCGCCGGUGGUGCAGCCGGUGCCGGCCUCGCAGCAGAGGGUUUUGGUGCAAGCCGCAGGCUCCGCUCCCAAAGGGGCGCAGAUGCAGCAGAUCUCUGUUCCCAGAGUGCAGCAGGUGCCACAACAGGUGCAGUCAGUGCAGCACGUUUAUCCAGCCCAGGUGCAGUAUGUGGAAGGAGGAGAAGCUGUUUAUACCAAUGGAACCAUACGAGCCGCCUACUCCUACAGCAGCGAGGCGCAGAUUUACGCUCCCGCCGGCGCCGCGCCCUACUUCGACGCGCAGGGAGGAGGUGGAGCUCAGGUGACUACAGCGGCAUCCUCUCCUCCGGCCAUUCCCUCUCACAACAUGGUGGGCAUCACCAUGGACAUUGGGGGAAGUCAGCUCCUCUCCGGCUCGGGAGCCUAUCUCAUUCAUGGGGGGCUGGAGAACUCUAGACAUUCUCUGUCGCACACCUCGCGCUCCUCUCCAGCAACGCUUGAAAUGGCGAUUGAAAACCUACAAAAAAAUGAAGGGAUUACAUCACACAAAAGCAGUUUGCUCAACAGCCAUCUGCAGUGGCUGCUGGAUAACUACGAGACAGCGGAGGGCGUGAGCCUGCCCAGGAGCUCCCUGUACAACCAUUACCUGCGGCACUGCCAGGAGCACAAACUGGACCCCGUCAACGCCGCGUCCUUCGGCAAACUCAUCCGCUCCGUCUUCAUGGGGCUGAGGACUCGGCGCCUGGGCACCAGGGGAAAUUCCAAAUAUCACUACUACGGGAUCCGCCUGAAGCCGGAGUCGCCGCUGAACCGCCUGCAGGAGGACACGCAGUACAUGGCCAUGAGGCAGCAGCCCAUCCACCAGAAGCAGAGGUACAGAGCAGCCCAGAAGAUGGAUGGGAUGGCAGAGAGUGCAUCCAACAGCAACGCCCACACCACGCCCGAGCAGUCAGUGGCUGCUCAGAGCCAGCACCACCAGCAGUUCAUAGAUGUAACCCACGUCUUUCCCGAGUUCCCAGCCCCUGAUCUUGGUAACAUCCUCUUACAAGAAGGUUUCACCUUGAACGACGUGAAAACCCUGCAGGUUCUCUACAGGAGGCACUGCGAGGCCACUUUGGAUGUCGUGAUGAACCUGCAGUUCCACUACAUCGAGAAGCUGUGGCAAUCCUUCUGGAGUCCCAAGGCACCCUCUAGUGAUGGCCCCACCGCUCUGCCUUCCAGUGAAGAGGAACCCGAGGGGGCCCUCCCAAAGGACAAACUGAUCACGCUGUGCAAGUACGAGCCCAUCCUCAAGUGGAUGAGGAGCUGUGACCACAUCCUGUACCAGGCCCUGGUGGAGAUCCUCAUCCCUGACGUGCUCAGGCCAGUGCCCAGCACGCUGACCCAGGCCAUCCGGAACUUUGCCAAGAGUUUGGAGGGGUGGCUGAUGAACGCCAUGAGUGAAUUCCCCCCGCAGGUCGUGCAGACCAAGGUGGGGGUGGUGAGUGCCUUUGCCCAGACCCUGCGCAGGUACACGUCCCUCAACCACCUGGCGCAGGCGGCGCGCGCCGUGCUGCAGAACACGUCCCAGAUCAACCAGAUGCUCAGCGACCUCAACCGCGUGGACUUCGCCAACGUGCAGGAGCAGGCCUCGUGGGUGUGCCAGUGCGAGGAGGGCAUGGUACAGAAGCUGGAGCAGGAUUUCAAGCUGACCCUGCAGCAGCAGAGCUCUCUGGACCAGUGGGCCAGCUGGCUGGACAAUGUUGUCACUCAGGUGCUGAAGCAUCACGAGGGCAGCCCCAGCUUCCCCAAGGCAGCCAGGCAGUUCCUGCUGAAGUGGUCCUUCUACAGCUCCAUGGUGAUCCGCGACCUCACCCUGCGCAGCGCCGCCAGCUUCGGCUCCUUCCACCUGAUCCGCCUGCUCUACGACGAGUACAUGUUCUACCUGGUGGAGCAUCGCGUGGCCCAGGCAACAGGGGAGACCCCCAUCGCUGUCAUGGGAGAGUUUGGUGACCUCACGUCCCUGUCGCCGACGCUGCUGGACAAAGAUGACAUCGGCGAGCUGGGCACCGAGGAGGAGCCGGAGCGGGCGCUGGGGGAGCCGCUGGUGAAGCGGGAGCGCAGCGAGCCCGGCCACUCCCUGCAGGACAUCUGAGCCCUCCUCUGCGCUUCACGGAGCCGUGCGGAGCCCGGCCGGGCGUGCCGAGCCUGCGCCUCCCCGGAUCUGCGUUAUUAUAGUGCCUCUUAGUUUCUCUUUAUGUUUACUCGUGUUUGAGGAUGGGCUGAGCCGGGGCAGGCGCUGGUUUGGCCGGCAGCGUCCCUCCAGAGCGGAGGGAGAAGCUGCAGGGUCUGCUCCCGAGGGAUGGAAGCCUCAGUGGUCAGCAGCGGGCGGGAUGUGCCUGGCAGGGAGGGUCCUGUCCUCGCUCUGCAGCCGGAGCGAGCUGCACAAACGAGGAUUUCUCUGUCAGGGAAGGUGCUUUGGGCUCCUUCCCCGCGUCUCAGACUUCACUGUGAUACGAACUUGAACCAAUCAGUGCCCAAGAAGAAGGGGAAACACCCGGCCCUGCUCCUCCAGCCUCUGCAGACCAGCCGUGCUGGCUGUGCCUCGUGUCCCCGCCCGGGGAGGGGCUCAGGCUGCGCAUCCCAGCGGACACGGCCGUGCUCUGGGACUACGGGAUGAGCGUUCCCACCUGCUUCCACACCUCCCCAGCCUGGCACUGCACCCCAACGCUCCUGGGACCCCGACUCACCAUACCAAAGGACUCCGAGGCAGCGGCAGCUGGAGGCAGAGCGUGUUCUUUGUUCCCUGCACCACCAUGCCAGGGGGCAACACCAUGGCAACCCCAUGGCAAUCCAUGGCAAUCCAUGGCAACUCCAUGGCAACCCCAUGGCAACCCCAUGGCAACCCCAUGGUAACCCCAUGGCAACCCCAUGGCAAUCCAUGGCAACCCCAUGGUAACCCCAUGGCAACCCCAUGGCAACCCCAUGGCAACCCCAUGGCAAUCCAUGGCAAUCCAUGGUAACCCCAUGGCAACCCCAUGGCAAUCCAUGGUAACCCCAUGGUAACCCCAUGGCAACCCCAUGGCAACCCCAUGGUAACCCCAUGGUAACCCCAUGGUAAUCCAUGGCAAUCCAUGGCAAUCCAUGGCAACCCCAUGGCAACCCCAUGGCAACCCCAUGGCAAUCCAUGGUAACCCCAUGGUAACCCCAUGGCAAUCCAUGGUAAUCCCAUGGCAACCCCAUGGCAACCCCGUGGCAAUCCAUGGUAACCCAAUGGUAACCCCAUGGCAAUCCCAUGGUAACCCCAUGGCAACCCCAUGGCAAUCCAUGGUAAUCCCAUGGCAACCCCAUGGCAAUCCAUGGUAACCCCAUGGUAACCCCAUGGCAACCCCAUGGCAAUCCAUGGCAAUCCCAUGGCAACCCCAUGGCAAUCCAUGGUAACCCCAUGGCAAUCCAUGGCAAUCCCCAUCCUCCACGGUGCCCAGGCAGACAGGAACUGGUCCCACACCCUGGGGUUUGUGAAAUUCCCACUCCGUGUCCUGCUCUGAUGUUGAAGGGGGGUCGGGAGCAGGGCGAGGGUGUGUGACUGCAGUGCCUUAGGGUGAGCCUUGUUCCCAUUUCCCCCUCUCCGAGUGGCCCAGCACGGCUCAGAGUGGCCCAGCACAGCUCACACUGGCCCAGCACAGCCCAGACUGGCCCAGCACAGCCCAGACUGGCCCAGCAGAGCCCAUCCCGGGUAGGGAGGGGCUGGCACAGACCCGGGGUGGGCUCAGCACUGCAGUGGCGUUUCCCUCUCUGGAUCCUUUUGCCCUUUCCUGCGGCGGCAGAGCCCGUGGGGCUGAGCUGGGGGAGCUCAGCAGGGUUUGCUCCCUUUCCCGUGUCUGUGGGGCCGAGAUGAGGGAGCUCAGCAGGGUUUGCUCCCUUUCCCGUGUCCGUGGGGCUGAGCUGGGGGAGCUCAGCAGGGUUUGCUCCCUUUCCCGUGUCUGUGGGGCCGAGCUGGGGGAGCUCAGCAGGGUUUGCUCCCUUUCCCGUGUCCGUGGGGCUGAGCUGGGGGAGCUCAGCAGGGUUUGCUCCCUUUCCCGUGUCUGUGGGGCCGAGCUGGGGGAGCUCAGCAGGGUUUGCUCCCUUUCCCGUGUCUGUGGGGCCGAGCUGGGGGAGCUCAGCAGGGUUUGCUCCCUUUCCCGUGUCCGUGGGGCCGAGAUGAGGGAGCUCAGCAGGGUUUGCUCCCUUUCCCGUGUCCGUGGGGCUGAGCUGGGGGAGCUCAGCAGGGUUUGCUCCCUUUCCCGUGUCCGUGGGGCCGAGAUGAGGGAGCUCAGCAGGGUUUGCUCCCUUUCCCGUGGCCCUGGGAUCGCCCUGGGGUGCCAUGGGGCCACAGGGCAGAGGAAGAGGGGGGAUCUGUCAUCAAGCUGAACUGCAAAAACAAAGCCCUGGGGCAAAUCUCUCUGUGAAUAAAGGCCGUGUCAUAAAUAGCUUUUAUUAUCAUGAUGGUUUCUGAUGAUGCAGUGUUUGGCGUGAGCUUUUCCAGGGGUCUCGUGUACAUUUCCCAGGCAGAGCGUAUCCCAUCCAAAUCUCCAUUUUCCUCCUUCCCAGUGGCACUAAGUUCCCAGGUGACACCUUCAAACACGUUCCUAAUGGCAAGGGAAAUGAGAGUGUGUGCAGUGGCACGUCUCCCCUGUGUCCCACGCUGUCGUGGCAGGGUGAUGUUUGUCUGUAAAUGCCUCACACGGAGGUGGCAGGAGAGAAGGGAGAGAGGCAGAUUUAAAUGUACAUAACCAUGAAAACUCCCCGGGUCAGAGUCCACACUCGGGAUCCUGCUGAUGAGAUAAGAGGGUCUUAAAAAAACACAACAGAGCGACCAAAUCUUAACUGCCCUGCUCCCACUGAGGGCCGUAGGAAGUUCAGCUCUUCCUCCAAGGGAAGGCAGCGUGCAGAGGAGAUGCUCUGGAGCUCUGCAGCAGCGUGUGAGGAGGCUGGAGAAGCCCCCAAAGCCCCUUGCACAGAAUUCCCAGCUCAAC